GUUUGACGUUGUUUUGACAGAUUGUGCGAAAGCCUUUGAUCGGGUUGAUCAAGUUGGGUAAAUCUGGGUUCUCAAAAAGUGCAUGUGAGCUUAUGGCAUCAUACCUAACUUUAAGGCCGCCGCAGAUUAAAGUUGCUGAGAAAAACAAGUGCUUCGAUGUUCUCUUGAAGAUGCUAACAUAUUUAGGGAUUCACUUGUCAGGUAUUUGGAAAACCAGUUUGCCUAGUGAAAAAGCCCUAAACCUUCUAAGCUGACCAGGAAGAACCUUCACUAGCACAUAAUCUGUUGGUAUAUACAAAAAUAUACAACGGAGGUACAUAAUGUGUAUGACACAUCUUAACUGAUUGACAUGUAUACUUUUAGAAAUUG
This is a messenger RNA of Acanthoscelides obtectus, 369 nucleotides long. The record is from the annotation of a GenBank genome assembly. Lineage: Eukaryota; Metazoa; Arthropoda; Insecta; Coleoptera; Chrysomelidae.